AUGACGGUUAUUCAGGAUUACCAGUACGGACCACUCGCAGACGAUGACAACACACGUUUCAUACAGUUGUACCCCGCGGCGCACUUCGAAGAUCCCAUACGCGUGGACAUCGUCGAACGGGCGUAUGAUGCCUCCAGGACGCAAGACCCAGUCGGCUACGAAGCUUUAUCGUAUGCUUGGGGCUCAGAUGAAGAUUCGGCGUACGUCUUUGUUGGGGCGAACUCUCGCUUGCGUGUCCGUCACAAUGUUACCCAGAUCCUGAGGUACCUGAGGGACGGUAUUACCCCAGGAUGUACUGUCCGAACCCUGUGGAUUGACGCUAUAUGCAUCAACCAAGCGGACGACGAGGAGAAAGGAAAGCAGGUUACCAUGAUGGGAAAACUCUACGCAUGUGCUACGAGUGUGCUGAUCUGGACUGGAGAGCCCGGGUGCGAUUUGCAAGCGCUACAGCGCAGCUUUGAACGAAAGAUAGAAUACACGCGCGAUGGGGAAGCUCGCUUCAUGCAGUUCUUUGAGACCGGAUGGUUUACGAGGCGCUGGGUAGUCCAAGAGAUCAUGCAUGCCCGCGAAGCCUACAUCAUUUCGGGUAGUGGCACAAUGCAGUGGCAGCAGUUCCGUGUCUUUGUCGAACAUCUGGAACAGAACGUUUCCUACGAAGCAGUGACACCACAUUUUACGGCAAUCUUGCAUCGCUUGAGCAAUCUCACUGCAGUACGAGAUACCAAGUCUGACGAGCUGUCUCAGUGCGAUGAAAAUACUACUGGUGCCCAAACGGAUCGUAUCGUAGCUGGAGCCGAAAAUAUGACGACACUUUUGACACGGUUCUCUACUACCAGAUGUGCAGAUGAUCGCGACAGAAUCUAUGCACUACGAAGUCUCAGUUCGACAUCAAUUGUAGUCGACUACCAAGUCUCAGUCAAUGAGCUUUAUGAUCGGUUGAGCAAGAUCGAAGUGAUCCGAUUUCCAAUGGCCAUCAUGAGCUGCGCUGGGUCCUUCGGUGGACUCGCUGCUUCAUGGGUCCCGGAUUGGAGGUUACCCAUGCGAUACAGGCCUUUCCAGUCAUCUCUCAAGUACGAAUGCUCAACUCUGCCAGUAGGGGUGUCAUUGGCUACCGUUGAAAAUAGCCUGCUCACGAUACAGGCGACCUUUGGUGGCGUCGUCGAUAGUGUCGUAGAUCCGCCAGGACCCGAACAUGAGACAGAAGAGAGGACCCUGUACCGAUGGGGUAAUUACUUCGUCCAACAUCACGCCAUCGGUACGCCAGAGCAGAAAUCGAUGGAUGCAAUGAUCUUGUAUUGUGCUCUGCGUGUGAUACCCAUGGAAGACGAUGUUGCGGAUCCGCAUCCCUCUCCUUACAAAGCACAGCUGCGAUCUCGUUGGGAAAACAUACUCCGUCGUUGGAAUUCAUACGAAAAAUGGAAUAGGAAAAGGAAACCCAUUUUACGCCUGUUAUCCGAAGCAAACAGGAUAGGCCUCGCCCACACAAAGGAGGGCCGCUCGUGCUUUUUCACAAGUGCUGGGCUGUUCGGAAUAGGACCAGACACGAUACAGAUCGGCGACUACCUUGUCAACAUGCCAGGAUGCGACUCCAUGAUGGCACUACGUCCGGUCGAUGCUGAGAAGAAUCUCGAGCAGAUGUAUGGGGACAUGGGGUCAUCUCAGCAUCCGGCUAUGACGGUCGUCGGCGACUGCUGGAUACCUGAACUCGUCAAAUCUAAUAGGGAAAAUACUGCAUCUAAUCUUCGCACUUUCCACAUCGUGUAG
This is a messenger RNA of Alternaria hordeiaustralica, 1764 nucleotides long. RefSeq lists its product as uncharacterized. The record is from RefSeq and is a predicted model, not a curated record. The transcript has a single exon. Bases 1 to 1764 code for a protein of 587 amino acids. Lineage: Eukaryota; Fungi; Ascomycota; Dothideomycetes; Pleosporales; Pleosporaceae.